Leucoraja erinaceus (little skate) is the source of this 2279-nucleotide messenger RNA. Its product is annotated as protein sel-1 homolog 1-like. The record is from RefSeq and is a predicted model, not a curated record. Bases 83 to 2149 code for a protein of 688 amino acids. Lineage: Eukaryota; Metazoa; Chordata; Chondrichthyes; Rajiformes; Rajidae. Gene Ontology annotation, biological process: ERAD pathway. Gene Ontology annotation, cellular component: endoplasmic reticulum membrane. The transcript is spliced from 19 exons. Gene Ontology annotation, molecular function: protein binding.
UCGCUUCCGGGUCAGAGGUCGGCCCGGGUGGUUGAGCUCGGCGCGCCGGUCGCCUAGCAACGGCCUGGGAGGGGAGUUUGAAAUGAAGUUCAUGCCUUUGGCUGGAUGUCACUGCUCUGGGGGCUCAUGGCGCCGCACAAGCUGCUGCUCUUUGUCCUCCUCAUCACCACCAUCACCCCACCCUCACUGGCAAGAUGUGGAAAGUGAGGAUGACAAUUUAUCUUUGGAGCCAGAGGAACUAAAGAGAUAUCAAGUAAACGUUGAGUUAAAAGGUGAGCCAGCGUUGGCUCAAAAUGGACAGCCUGCAGCCAUUGCUGAAGAGGUUGGAAACAAUGCCGAGAUAUUACCAGAGGCAAACACAGCUCAGCAGGAAACUGUGAAAAGCAAAGAAGAACAGGAGAUUGAAGAUUUAUAUAACAAUGGCACCAAAAUCCUGAAGCGGUCCAGAGAUAAGAAUUUAAGAAAGGAAGGUUAUAAACUACUGGUGAAAGCAGCAGAUUUGGGAAGCACGAAAGCCAUGGAGCGAAUAGCCUAUGCCCUAUUGUUCGGUGAUCAAUUGCCCCAGAACGUUACGGCAGCGAGAGAUCUCUUUGACGCCUUAGCAGAGAAUGGCUCCCACAAAGCCCAAACUGCCUUAGGAUUUAUGUAUGCCACUGGUAUUGGUGGGAGCUACAACCAACCCAAGGCCCUGGUGUAUUACACAUUUGCUGCACUGGGUGGAAACUUUGUGGCACAUAUGAUUUUGGGCUACAGGUAUCUUAAUGGGAUUAAUCUUCCACAGCAUUGUGAAGCAGCUCUCGUUCAUUACAGAACUGCAGCAAAAUAUGUGGCUGACAAUGUUGCCCUUAAUGGAGAAACUCUACCUGAAAAGGUUCGGUUAACAGAAAGGGCGGGAAACUUUAGCUCCAAUGGUCAAAUUAUGGAGUUAGAUCUGUACCAGUACUUCCAGCUCAUUGCAGAAAAAGGAGAUCUUCAGUCACAGGUUGGUCUUGGCCAGCUCCAUCUGACAGGUGGCAAGGGAAUAGAACAAGAUUUUAAAAAGGCUUUCUACUACUUAUCAAAGGCUGCAGAAGGCGGCAGUGCUAAUGCCUUGGGAUUUUUGGGGAAGAUGUACUCAGAAGGGAAUGAAGCCGUGCCUCAGAGUAACGAAAUUGCUCUCAUUUAUUAUAGAAUGGCAGCUGAGAGGGACAACCCUAUUGGACUAACAGGAUUAGGAUUAGCCUAUCUUUAUGGAAAGGGAGUAUCAGUGGAUUAUGAAGAGGCAUUAAGAUAUUUCAAGAAGGCAGCAGAUAAGGGAUGGGUCGACGGGCAGUUUCAACUGGGAGUUAUGCACUAUACUGGCUUGGGUGUAAAGAGAGACUAUAAAAUAGCCAUAAUGUAUUUUCACCAAGCCUCUCAAGCUGGACAUGCCUUGGCUCUGUAUAAUCUAGCUCAGAUGUACGGAAGUGGGACUGGAGUGGUCAGAUCCUGUCUUACAGCUGUUGAGCUUUACAAGAAUGUUUGUGAACGAGGUCAGUGGACCGAGAGAUUCCUAUCUGCAUAUUUUGCCUACAAGGAGAAUGAUAUAGAUUCUGCCUUCCUUCAGUAUUUAUUUCUUGCAGAGCAAGGAUAUGAAACGGCUCAGAGUAACACAGCACACGUUCUAGAAUAUGAACAAACAUCACUCAACUUAAAGAUUGAUUGCUAUCAUAUGGCUCUGAUAUACUGGAACCGAGCUGCAGCUCAAGGAUAUUCAUAUGCCAGAAUUAAACUGGGCGACUAUUACUUCUAUGGUCGUGGAACCAAAGUAGAUUAUGAAACAGCUGCAAUUCACUAUCGUUUAGCUGCAGAACAGCAACGCAGUGCUCAAGCCAUGUUCAACCUUGCAUACAUGUAUGAAUAUGGACUUGGGACAGAACAGGAUCUCCACCUGGCCAGAAGAUUCUACAAUCUGGCUGCAGAAACGAGCACAGAUGCAUAUAUUCCAGUGUUCCUUGCACUUUUCAAGCUCGGAGCCAUAAAUUUCAUCCAUUCAGUUCAAUACACAAAUCUCAGUGAAGUAUGGAAACAGAUACACCUGGAUCGAUUGCUGAGGCGUCAUUGGGAUCUCUGUCUAAUCAUGAUUUUGUCUUUGCUUCUGGCCGUUUUAACGGCCUACAGGCAUGGAUAGAGCAUGUAUUAUGGGGGUUAAUCUCGUCGAUUUUGGUGUUGUCAACAAUUCUGGGGCUCAGCACGGAUUCUGUAACCUCCAAUAUGAUGUAGUGUCUUUUGUUACAAUUUCAAUACAUUGUGACAAAGAA